This is a messenger RNA of Peronospora farinosa, 3372 nucleotides long. Lineage: Eukaryota; Oomycota; Peronosporomycetes; Peronosporales; Peronosporaceae. The record is from the annotation of a GenBank genome assembly.
AUGACCAACCUAAACGUUAUUCUCAGCUUCGCAGCUGCUGUUGCGAUGGCCCUUACUACCAUUGACACGGUGAAUGCCGCCAAUCUUCGUUCGGAAAAGAAAUUUCUUACCAGCAUUGACAUUGACAGCACCAAAAGUGAACGUUUCUUACAAGAGAUGGAAGGUGGUGAAAAUCCCGAAGAUAACGGUACCCAGGGCGGCAGCCGUUUCCCAGAGGAAGUUGAGGCAAGCGAAAAUGCAGAUGACGACAGCGUUGAUAGCACUGACACUGAGCGCUUCCUUGUCGAACUGAACGGUGCUGCAGCAAAAGUCAGUGGAAGAUUCAAUGGUGAACGUUUCUUACAGGAGGUGCAAGGUAGUGAAAGUCCCGAAGCUGACGGUACCCAGGGCGGCAGCCGUUUCCCAGAGGAAGUUGAGGCAAGCGAAAACGCAGAUGACGACAGCGUUGAUAGCACUGACACUGAGCGCUUCCUUGUCGAACUGAACGGUGCUGCAGCAAAAGUCAGUGGAAGAUUCAAUGGUGAACGUUUCCUUGCAGAGGAAAAAGGUGUAAGCGGGGACUCGGACGACAGCACUUCCGAUACUGACGACCGUUCCACUGUCGGCGGUGAACGUUUCUUACAGGAGGUGCAAGGUAGUGAAAGUCCCGAAGCUGACGGUACCCAGGGCGGCAGCCGUUUCCCAGAGGAAGUUGAGGCAAGCGAAAACGCAGAUGACGACAGCGUUGAUAGCACUGACACUGAGCGCUUCCUUGUCGAACUGAACGGUGCUGCAGCAAAAGUCAGUGGAAGAUUCAAUGGUGAACGUUUCUUACAGGAGGUGCAAGGUAGUGAAAGUCCCGAAGCUGACGGUACCCAGGGCGGCAGCCGUUUCCCAGAGGAAGUUGAGGCAAGCGAAAACGCAGAUGACGACAGCGUUGAUAGCACUGACACUGAGCGCUUCCUUGUCGAACUGAACGGUGCUGCAGCAAAAGUCAGUGGAAGAUUCAAUGGUGAACGUUUCCUUGCAGAGGAAAAAGGUGUAAGCGGGGACUCGGACGACAGCACUUCCGAUACUGACGACCGUUCCACUGUCGGCGGUGAACGUUUCUUACAGGAGGUGCAAGGCAGUGAAAGUCCCGAAGCUGACGGUACCCAGGGCGGCAGCCGUUUCCCAGAGGAAGUUGAGGCAAGCGAAAACGCAGAUGACGACAGCGUUGAUAGCACUGACACUGAGCGCUUCCUUGUCGAACUGAACGGUGCUGCAGCAAAAGUCAGUGGAAGAUUCAAUGGUGAACGUUUCUUACAGGAGGUGCAAGGUAGUGAAAGUCCCGAAGCUGACGGUACCCAGGGCGGCAGCCGUUUCCCAGAGGAAGUUGAGGCAAGCGAAAACGCAGAUGACGACAGCGUUGAUAGCACUGACACUGAGCGCUUCCUUGUCGAACUGAACGGUGCUGCAGCAAAAGUCAGUGGAAGAUUCAAUGGUGAACGUUUCUUACAGGAGGUGCAAGGUAGUGAAAGUCCCGAAGCUGACGGUACCCAGGGCGGCAGCCGUUUCCCAGAGGAAGUUGAGGCAAGCGAAAACGCAGAUGACGACAGCGUUGAUAGCACUGACACUGAGCGCUUCCUUGUCGAACUGAACGGUGCUGCAGCAAAAGAGGUGCAAGGUAGUGAAAGUCCCGAAGCUGACGGUACCCAGGGCGGCAGCCGUUUCCCAGAGGAAGUUGAGGCAAGCGAAAACGCAGAUGACGACAGCGUUGAUAGCACUGACACUGAGCGCUUCCUUGUCGAACUGAACGGUGCUGCAGCAAAAGUCAGUGGAAGAUUCAAUGGUGAACGUUUCUUACAGGAGGUGCAAGGUAGUGAAAGUCCCGAAGCUGACGGUACCCAGGGCGGCAGCCGUUUCCCAGAGGAAGUUGAGGCAAGCGAAAACGCAGAUGACGACAGCGUUGAUAGCACUGACACUGAGCGCUUCCUUGUCGAACUGAACGGUGCUGCAGCAAAAGUCAGUGGAAGAUUCAAUGGUGAACGUUUCUUACAGGAGGUGCAAGGUAGUGAAAGUCCCGAAGCUGACGGUACCCAGGGCGGCAGCCGUUUCCCAGAGGAAGUUGAGGCAAGCGAAAACGCAGAUGACGACAGCGUUGAUAGCACUGACACUGAGCGCUUCCUUGUCGAACUGAACGGUGCUGCAGCAAAAGUCAGUGGAAGAUUCAAUGGUGAACGUUUCUUACAGGAGGUGCAAGGUAGUGAAAGUCCCGAAGCUGACGGUACCCAGGGCGGCAGCCGUUUCCCAGAGGAAGUUGAGGCAAGCGAAAACGCAGAUGACGACAGCGUUGAUAGCACUGACACUGAGCGCUUCCUUGUCGAACUGAACGGUGCUGCAGCAAAAGUCAGUGGAAGAUUCAAUGGUGAACGUUUCUUACAGGAGGUGCAAGGUAGUGAAAGUCCCGAAGCUGACGGUACCCAGGGCGGCAGCCGUUUCCCAGAGGAAGUUGAGGCAAGCGAAAACGCAGAUGACGACAGCGUUGAUAGCACUGACACUGAGCGCUUCCUUGUCGAACUGAACGGUGCUGCAGCAAAAGUCAGUGGAAGAUUCAAUGGUGAACGUUUCUUACAGGAGGUGCAAGGUAGUGAAAGUCCCGAAGCUGACGGUACCCAGGGCGGCAGCCGUUUCCCAGAGGAAGUUGAGGCAAGCGAAAACGCAGAUGACGACAGCGUUGAUAGCACUGACACUGAGCGCUUCCUUGUCGAACUGAACGGUGCUGCAGCAAAAGUCAGUGGAAGAUUCAAUGGUGAACGUUUCUUACAGGAGGUGCAAGGCAGUGAAAGUCCCGAAGCUGACGGUACCCAGGGCGGCAGCCGUUUCCCAGAGGAAGUUGAGGCAAGCGAAAACGCAGAUGACGACAGCGUUGAUAGCACUGACACUGAGCGCUUCCUUGUCGAACUGAACGGUGCUGCAGCAAAAGUCAGUGGAAGAUUCAAUGGUGAACGUUUCCUUGCAGAGGAAAAAGGUGUAAGCGGGGACUCGGACGACAGCACUCCCGAUACUGACGACCGUUCCACUGUCGGCGGUGAACGUUUCUUACAGGAGGUGCAAGGUAGUGAAAGUCCCGAAGCUGACGGUACCCAGGGCGGCAGCCGUUUCCCAGAGGAAGACAGCGUUGAUAGCACUGACACUGAGCGCUUCCUUGUCGAACUGAACGGUGCUGCAGCAAAAGUCAGUGGAAGAUUCAAUGGUGAACGUUUCUUACAGGAGGUGCAAGGCAGUGAAAGUCCCGAAGCUGACGGUACCCAGGGCGGCAGCCGUUUCCCAGAGGAAGUUGAGGCAAGCGAAGACGCGGAGGACGACAGCCGUGACAUUCCAGAAAUCGCGCCGAGUAAUGGAAGUAUGUAG